AUGAGAAAUGGCAGUAGCAAUGACCAGAACAUGGACAACAGAAGUAAAUCAGUCCUCCAAAUGCGAAUGCAGCAUCGGAGGUCCCAAGAGCAGCUCUCCGAACGACACUUAAUUCCAGGGCUCAGCAAAUCCCUCCCCACUUUCUCACAGCCUAGUGGGACACAAGGGCAGACCAGGGCCAAUGAGACUGCCAAGGUCAAGGUUUCACCCCGGCCUCACAAGACCAACUCUGCUAAGGGCCAACUGGCUGAAGUGUCUCGAGGGGACCGUUCCGAGUUGCAGGAAAAAAAGGCUCGCUUGGCCGAAGACUUGAGCGAGAAGAUCUUGCACCGUCCUGGGCCGCUUGAGUUGGUGAAGAAAAAUAUUCUCCCCUUGGAUCCUGGUAUCAAGGAUGUUGUGGCAGAUGCAGCCCAUUGUGGAGCCCCUGAUUCCUUCAACGUUGAAGAAGAUCUUAGCAGUUCCUCUUCCUCCUCCUCCCCAUGUUUCGCAUUGUCUCCAGGAAGUGUCCAAGGAAAUCCUUCCACCUCAGAAGCAGUUUUUCAACUGGACCUGCCCCCAAUCCCGGUGGAUCAACAGCCUGCUGUCACUUCAUCUACCUCUGAUGCUGAGUUCUCUCUCCAAGGGAGAAACAUCCUCAUCAAGCCCGCAAUUUCGCUCCCAAAGGUCCUCCACAAAGUUCCUGAGGCGAGAAAGGCCCCUAGACCCAAAAAGGCCAAGGAGUCCCGGCCCAAAGUCAAGAAGCUGAAGUACCACCAGUACAUGCCUCCCGAUCAGAAGGGAGAGCAGACUCCCUUGCCCAUGGACGCUGCCUACGCCCACCUCCUGCAGCAACAGCAGGUUUUUCUGCAGCUCCAGAUCUUGAAUCAGCAGCAGCAGCCCAUGCCCACGUCCCCGGCAACCUUCUGCGUUCAGGCUCUCCACGCAGUCCCCGCCAGCAAUGCUCCAGAGCAACUUUUGAAUUUCCCUGGUACUCCAGCUUCCACAAAUGGGCCUCCAACGCUCCCUCUUCCUUCUCCAGCCACCCCAAUCUCCCCUUUGCCACCAAAACCAGAACUGUUACCUGCCAACUUAGAAGAGCUCACGGUCUCUGAACUCCGCCAGCAGCUCCGUAAGCGGGGCCUCCCUGUUUCGGGCACCAAGCCAGCCCUGCUGGAACGCCUCAAGCCUUACCAGGUGGCCCGGGUGAAGCCCCCACCUGCCCCACUCCCCAGCGCCCGCUUAGCACCUUCUGAGUUAGAAGAAGAGCCCCAGGCCCUGCAGGAGAAGCAGCGGGUGGUGGAGAAUCUGGCAUUAAAGCUCCACCGAGAGCUGAAGCACCACGACAGUGACCCCCGCGAGGAGCUGGAAGUGCACAAGCAGAUCAAGAAUCGCCGCAAGGGAGCACUGCAGUCACCUGGCCGUCAGGAAGCUCCGCCCCCUCCUUACAUCCCCAAGAGAGAGUGCACCAAGGAGGGAGAGGGCAUGGAAGACGAGUUCAUGGUUUUAUGCUCCCCCUCGUGUGAGCCAAUCCAUUCUGAUAUGGAGCUGCCCCUCGAGAUUACAGCCAGCCCUCCUGAUCCAGCCCCAGCCACUCGGUCCCUGGAGGAAGAGCUCCAAGAGGCCAUUCAGAAGGCUCAGCUGGUGCCAAGCCAAUCCAUUGAAGAGAUUUUAGAAGAACCCCUGAUGUGUACAGGUGACAUUCUUCAAGCACCUGCCUUGACCCCAGAGGUUCCUGAUCAAGUUUCCUUGUCCCCAUUGGUCCACCAAGAAGCAUCACCACCAAAGAAAUCCUGCUCCAGCAAUGAGCCACCGCUGGUGUCCUCUGCCAUCUUUGAUUUUCCGGGAUCCUACGAUUUCCUUUCGACAGCCUCCUCUUCAUCAGCAUCACUGGAUUCGCUGUCCUCUGUUUUCUCUCCUGACUCUCUGGAGAUGCCGCCAUCUCCUCCAGAUGCCUGGCAAGGAAGUGGGACGCGUGCCGGAUUUGACCCUGUUGAUUGGCUAGAAGCCUUGACCUCGGGUUCAGCAUCAGGUCUCGGCUCUGCCAGUCCAGUUGGUAAUAGUAUCUUCUGUACAGACCUUUUUGAUUCUUCUGACUUGGGUGUCAACCACAUGAUAGACCUAAUGGUGGAGCAAUGGUAGGGAGGGCACUAAUAGCAGUCUGGUCCCCAGCACUUGAUGGAAAGGGGGAAGCAUCUUCUUUUUACCCUAAAAGGUUAUCCUGGCACUAGAAUCCAGUUAGAUUGGGCAAGAAUACUAACAUCAAGCUUCAUCGUACAUGGCCUUCUUUCUAUUAAUGACUUGUCCAAUUGCUCCCUUGGAAGAACGACACCAUUGUUAUCUGGAUGGUGUCAGUGUAUGCAUCAUCUUGGAUGGUCAGACAUGCCAGAAAUCCCGGCGUUCACUUUGAACAGGUUAAAACCAAUGUUUGGAAGAUCAACCACCAGUCAACCAAUUCAAAUUCAUGACAUUAUGGCCUAGGACAUCGUUACUUCACUUUACUGUAAUAUCAGCUUCUAACAUCAUAAUGUAAUGGAACAAGUUUAGAAACUAGUUUCAGUGAAAUAGUUGAUACUCAGGUUCUUAACAACUUUCUGUGCCACUUUAGGAUUUAAAAUGUUGUGUACUAGUCUUGUUGGUUGUAUCUGCUACAUUGAAUCUUGAUUAGUUGCCUGAUGCCAAUUUUGGAAACGGUUAAUUCUAAAACUCAGGACAUCUCUAAGAGGCCAUAUUGGAUUGGUUGAAACAGUGAUGUUGAUUUAGAUGCCAUGUACCUGAGAAUGACAUGCACAUAUUUUAGCUUGGUUGAGCAUGCUAUCUUGUUUUGUUCAGUGCCAACUCUGAAAGAAAACUUGGGAUUGUUCCAUCUUGAUGUCCCACAGUGAUGGAGAAGCUUUAAUUUCCAGGGGCCACCAGAAGAGACUACCAGGAGCAGCAGCCUUCUGUUUCUUGGAAGAAUGGCAUGGGAGUAGGAGAAGAACAUCUUUUCCUUUAGGGACUAUAUCUUAUUUUUAUAGCUGGUCAUAAAAAGAUGCCAUUGGAAGAGGAGGUUCCAUCUUUGGUGGAUUGUGCCUUUCUAACUCCUAAUAUAUAUAUU
Molecule: messenger RNA, 3073 nt
Organism: Protobothrops mucrosquamatus (brown spotted pit viper)
Lineage: Eukaryota; Metazoa; Chordata; Lepidosauria; Squamata; Viperidae
Gene: MAMSTR
Product: MEF2 activating motif and SAP domain containing transcriptional regulator
Exons: 13
Coding region: 1-2118 (705 amino acids)
Biological process (GO): cardiac muscle cell differentiation; smooth muscle cell differentiation
Source: RefSeq, a predicted model, not a curated record